GAAUCCACCCUUAUAUGCGUGAUAUUAUAAGUUUUUUUUUUUUUGUUACAUAAAACGAAAAAUUUUCCCUAAGAAAGAAAGCCUUAGCCCAUUAAUUAUUGUGGAUUGAUAUUACCGUAUAUAAACCAAAUCCGGAGGUAUAUCCAUGAACCCCAAAAAAACACUGAAAACUUCAACAGCCAAUCCCAAUCAACAAUUAUUUUCACCUCACUCACAGAAAUUUCACUCACUGUGCCUAUACACAUUGAUACUUGCCAAUUAGGUUUUUGUUUUUUUUUUUUUUUGGAGGAUCGAGAUUUAAACUCCAUCAUUGCCUCUUCUUUCUAAUCUCUUUGUUUAAUUCAGGUUUUUAUUUGUUUUCAUCGUUACUUUAGGUUUCAAUUAGGGUUUUGUAAGAGAUGGGCAGCAUAGAUGAUCAGACAUUUAGGGUUAAUUUUAGCGACGAGGGAGUGAAAAAGUUGAGGGAUAUAGUGAAAGAUAAACUCAAACAGUUCAUGGGCGAUUACACCGACGAUACUCUUGUGGAAUAUGUUAUUGUCUUACUAAGAAAUGGAAGACGUAAGGAAGAAGCAAGGAAUGAGUUGAAUGUUUUUUUAGGGGAUGAUAGUGAUUCUUUUGUGUCUUGGUUGUGGGAACAUCUGUCUUCAAAUUUGAAUUUGUAUGUUCAUAACGAGGAAUCUCACACAAAUAAAAUGGUAAAAAUGAAACCUACAUUAGGUGGUCAGGGUGAUUCUCCUCAAUUGGAUCCUGAAUCUGAAAGAGGAAAACCUAAUAAAUUAUCUAGGAGUCGUCACAAUAGGGAGUGGAAAGGAUUAGCAAGGAAUGCAGCAGAAACUCCCCUUCUUCAAACAUCUGAAGUUGACAAUGUCUACUUGGAGGAAAAACCAGGUCCUGAAGUUAGUCAUUCCAAAAAAACUCCUCCCCCUAGAGUUCAAAAGAAAAGGAUCAGGCCUGAUGAAAGACAACACACUAAGAGGGAGGUAAUGGGCCAACCAACUAUCGCUGCUUCUCGGCUACUUCAGUUUGCAGUUCGAGAUGCAGUGGGAACUACAAGGCCAUCUAGCUCAGGCAGAGAGCCACAACUGAAGCGUCUUCGAUCUGUGGUGUCUACAUCCUCUGCCGACUCAGAAUUGGUUGAACGAGCCCGGAGAAUCAGGUCAGUUGCAACAGUACCUAAUCCUUUAGCAACUGUGAUAAAAGCUGUGGCAGAAGCUGCUGAAGACGUAAUUAGAGUUAAGUCUACGGGAAGUGUAUUUGAUCGACUUGGUCGGGGUAUGGAUGUAUCAGAGAUGGCUGAUCAUCAUACUGGACUUCCAGAAGCUGUUGUUGUAGACCGAGAGUAUGAAAAUUUUGACCGAGUUCAGGAGCAAACUGGUUCAGCUUAUGUUAAGAGACAUGAGUACAGUGGGCAAUAUGUUGGGGACAUGAGAAUGAUUGAAAGCGACUGUGGGUUGCCCUUUGACUCCAUGACCCAUGAUGAAGGUUAUGAUGAUGUCAAUCAUAUGGGAUAUCGAGUCUCAGAUGUUUUGCAGUCAGGACCAUCUGGUGGGAACAAGAGUGAAGAUUCUCUGAUGUUGCAGUAUGGUGUAGCCAAGAAUGUUGAUGAUGUAAUGCAAAUACCACGAAACAAAGAUCAUGAUCAGUCUGUUUCAGGAGUGAAUGCUUCCCCUAAAACGGCUAACAUUUCUGUGAAUGUAACUUCCUGGAAACCUCUUCAUUUUCAGGAGCCUAGAGAUGUCCGAGAAUUAGAUAGUCGAAAAUCUAUUCAGGAGAUUGAGGCACGGUCUGGAAAAUCUGGUGUGCAACUAACGAAGGAGAAUAGCAACCCUUCUACUGUUGGUAAUGGGAAUGCGAUACCUGUUGCAGAUAUUCAAAAAGAAUCCCAAAAGGUUCUGCCUUCUGCUUCUGGUAUAUAUCCUGCCGGUCGUCCUUCAGUGGAUGCUGAUUCUCGAACCAUUUUUCUUACCAAUGUUCAUUUUGCUGCUACCAAGGACAGUCUUUCUCGGCAUUUUAAUAAGUUUGGGGAAGUUCUUAAAGUUGUUAUUGUUACUGAUGCCACGACUGGACAACCCACAGGAUGCUUGAUCAGGUCAGCUUAUGUGGAGUUCAUGCGUAAAGAAGCGGCAGACAAUGCAUUAAGUCUGGAUGGCACCUCCUUUAUGUCACGGAUUCUAAAGGUGGUUAAGAGAAAUGCUGCUUAUCAAGAUGCUGCUCCUCUUAUGACUUGGCCUCGCGUUGCCCGGGGCUCUCCAUAUGCUCCAUCUAGGUUCACCAGGGCUUCUUUCCCUAGAGGCAUCCCUGGUGCAUUUAGGCCUCGUCUUCCUAUUAAACCUGGUGCGAGGAGUUUGCAGUGGAAGCGUGAUGCUCGGGCCACUCCAGCUGAAAGUGGUAGUCAAGUUCCUGGGAACAGUGUCCUUUCUCCAACUGCUCGUAGUCUUACCUAUGUCAGAACGGAGCCUAAGUCAGAUGGAAAUUCAGGUACCACCUAGUUGAAGAGUUUAAAGUUGUUUGCCCAAGUGUUUGCAUUUUGGUUACCAAAUUCCAUCAGAACGCCUGCAUGAAAACUGCUACAAGCAUCUCUCAUUAUCAGAAUGGAAAUGAGUUUUUAUGUACAUGUGGGACUUCUUCCAAAAGGUAGAGGGAGUGUCAGCACUGAUGUGUUGUGGCUAAGAAGGGUUACCAUUUAAGCAUUUUGUUUUUGUGGUUCCUUCUUGUGGAGCUAAAAGAGAGAAGGGAAGCGGAGGAAAUGGUUGGUUCUCAGAGCAACUGUAGAAUAGUUUGAAUCAUUUCUUCUUUUGUUAAUCGUUCCAGCCCCCGGUUAUAUAUAUUUACACUAUUAUAUUGAUUUCUUUUUUCACUUACCAUUGUUCAAUGAUAAAAAAAAUUAGGUGAAAAGAAAAUUGAAGGGACUUGGGUUACUACCUUGUAUAUACGGUGCCAAGUUUAAUGGGCGUAAGGCUUGAUUAAGCAUUUUCACAAGAUUACAGUGCUGGAUUUACGGGUGGAUGGGCUCAGUUAGUGUUCGGUCUGCAAAAUGAUCAGUUUGUUGAAUUUGAACUUUUUCGCUGGUGGUGGAGCAUGUUUUGUUGAUGACUUUAUUUUUUUUUUAGGAUGAAUUUUUUUCUCUUUUUAUAACGAUUCCAAUCUUUUUGGUAUUAUUGUUUAAAUUCGAAUCUGAAUAUUAGACUUUGAAUCUA
Mangifera indica (mango) is the source of this 3197-nucleotide messenger RNA. RefSeq lists its product as uncharacterized. Gene Ontology annotation, cellular component: nucleus; cytoplasm. Gene Ontology annotation, biological process: regulation of mRNA stability; mRNA processing. Gene Ontology annotation, molecular function: poly(A) binding. NCBI's taxonomy places the organism in Eukaryota, Viridiplantae, Streptophyta, Magnoliopsida, Sapindales, Anacardiaceae. The record is from RefSeq and is a predicted model, not a curated record. The coding region runs from base 399 to 2489 and encodes 696 amino acids. The transcript has 9 exons.